This is a messenger RNA of Xyrauchen texanus (razorback sucker), 5402 nucleotides long. RefSeq names its product extended synaptotagmin-1-like. Lineage: Eukaryota; Metazoa; Chordata; Actinopteri; Cypriniformes; Catostomidae. Gene Ontology annotation, molecular function: lipid binding. The coding region runs from base 154 to 3420 and encodes 1088 amino acids. Gene Ontology annotation, biological process: lipid transport. The record is from RefSeq and is a predicted model, not a curated record. The transcript has 31 exons.
AGUGCGCACCGACGCAUUUCAGUAAACGAAUUAUGAGGCAUUGCCUAUUCCAUUUGAAUGGUAGCCUAAAUGUGUAGCACUCAUCCGUUGACUAGCAGUAUCGAGUUAGUUUGUGGUGCAUAGCGCGUAACUUCUCAGAAAAGAAAGGAUUUGAUGCAGAAACCUCCGAUGCCAUCUGAGGAUGCGGCACGGGCGAGUGCGGGUGCCGCUCGGGAGGCUGCGGACUCGGCCCUACGUGAAGACGCGCAGCCUCAUGAUUCUCUAAAACACGCCGUGUCCGUUCUGUGGUCAUUUGGAAAGUGCCUCGGUGCCUUACUGCCAGUCUAUCUGGCCGGUUAUUUUGGAUUCAGCAUCAGCUUAGUUUUGCUCGGUCUCAUGGUGUAUACGGGAUGGAAACACGGCCGCGAUGGAAAGCAAGCGCGACUGCAAAGCGCGUUGUAUUUUGUGGAGAAUGAGCAGGAUGUCACGACUACACGGGUGUUUAGAAGUAAACGGGAUUUACCGGCAUGGGUGAGCUUCCCCGACGUGGAAAAGGUUGAGUGGAUGAACAAGAUAUUGCAGCAGGCCUGGCCAUUCAUUGGACAGUAUUUGGAGAAGCUUCUAGUGGAGACCAUUGCUCCUUUGAUCCGAACCACCAGCACUCAUCUACAAACACUAAGCUUCACCAAAGUUGACUUGGGAGACAGGGCUAUGAAGGUAGUUGGGGUAAAGGCCUACACUGAGCAUGAUAAGCGUCAAGUGAUACUGGAUCUUUAUAUCAGCUAUGCUGGAGAUGUGGAGAUAAACGCUGAAGUGAAGAAGUACUUCUGUAAAGCUGGAGUGAAGGGUAUUCAGCUCCAUGGGAAGUUGAGGGUGAUCUUGGAACCCCUAAUUGGAGAUAUUCCUCUCGUUGGAGCGAUCACCAUGUUCUUUAUUCGCAGACCUAAGCUGGACAUCAACUGGACUGGCCUGACCAAUUUAUUAGACAUACCUGGUUUAAAUGCCAUAUCGGACACUAUGAUAAUGGAUGCAAUCGCCUCUUUCCUGGUUCUCCCCAAUCGUCUCACUGUACCUUUGGUGGCCAACCUGCACGUAGCACAGCUCCGUUCCCCUCUUCCACGGGGUAUAGUGCGUAUUCACUUGCUGGAGGCAGAAAACCUAGCUACUAAAGAUAACUAUGUGAAAGGCAUUAUAUCUGGGAAAUCAGACCCGUAUGCAGUGCUGCGGGUGGGCACACAAAUUUUCACCUCCCACCAUGUGGACAACAACCUCAAUCCUCAGUGGAGGGAGAUGUAUGAGGUUAUCGUUCAUGAAGUGCCUGGUCAGGAGCUCGAGCUGGAGGUGUUUGAUAAAGACCCUGACCAGGAUGACUUUCUUGGAAGGUUGAAGCUGGAUUUAGGUAUUGUAAAGAAAGCCAUCAUUUUGGAUGAGUGGUACACACUGAAGGAUGCAAAAUCAGGUCAGGUUCAUCUCAGGCUGGAAUGGCUCUCUCUGUUGCCCUCUGCAGAGCACCUGACUGAGGUGUUGCAGAGGAAUGAAAACAUUACGAUUUCCAGUAAAACAGCAUAUCCCCCAUCUGCUGCCAUUCUGACUGUGUACCUGGACCGGGCCCAAGAUCUACCUUUUAAGAAAGGUAAUAAGGACCCCAGUCCCAUGGUACAGGUUUCUGUGCAGGAUACGACCAAAGAGAGCAGGACGGUGUAUGGGACUAAUAAUCCGGUGUGGGAGGAUGCCUUUACAUUUUUUAUUCAGGACCCUCGAAAACAAGAUAUCGACAUCCAGGUGAAAGAUGAUGACAGGGCUUUGACUCUGGGCUGUCUGUCUGUCCCCCUCUCCCGUCUUCUCUCCAGCACUGAGCUUAGCAUGGAUCAGUGGUUUCAGUUGGAAAAGUCUGGACCGGCCAGCCGCAUCUAUAUGACAUUUCUGUUGAGGUUGUUGUGGCUGAAUGAGGAAGCAAUCCCAACCACACCUGUACCUCCAAUACCAGGAGAGGGGGAUACUGAAUCUGAGGUGUCUCCAGGGGCAACAAAAGUAACCCCCACCUCCAAACGUCCCGAGCACACCAGCCCAGACAGCAGCUUUGCCUCUGAGGGUGUUUUGCGGAUCCACCUGGUAGAGGCCCAAAGUCUCAUUGCUAAGGACAGUCUAAUGGGUGGCAUGAUGAAGGGAAAGAGUGACCCUUAUGUGAAGAUCCGGGUAGGAGGAUUGGCUUUCAAGAGUCAGGUCAUCAAAGAGAACCUCAACCCUGUCUGGAAUGAACUUUAUGAGGUGAUUUUGACCCAGCUCCCAGGUCAAGAGGUGGAGUUUGAGCUGUAUGAUAAAGACAUUGAUCAGGACGACUUCCUUGGCAGAGUCAAAGUGAGCCUCAGAGAGCUCAUUAGUGCUCAGUUUAAUGACCAGUGGUAUACUCUGAAUGAUGUGAAGUCUGGACGUCUUCAUCUGGUGAUGGAAUGGCUGCCUAAAGUGUCAGUUGCCACCAGACUUGAACAGAUUCUGCAUUACAACUCUCAGCAGUCUUACCUGAAUAAAACAUUUCCCUCUGCUGCAAUGCUGUUUGUGUAUGUUGAGAGAGCACAUGGUCUACCUUUGAAGAAGAGCGGCAAAGAGCCGAAAGCAGGAGCAGAACUGUCAAUCAAAAAUGUAUCCUAUCGGACAAAAGUUUGCACACGCUCGACUUCUCCACAUUGGGAUGAAGCUUUUCAUUUCCUGAUUCGUGAUCCAAGAGAAGACACACUUAUUGUCAAACUCUCUCACAGCUGGGGUCAGGCUCUGGGUGCUCUUGUGUUUCCUGUGAGGGAGCUGCUGGUUGAGAAAGAUCUGCUGCUGGACCGCUGGUUCAAUCUGGAUGGAGCCAUGCCUGAGAGUCAGAUCCUGCUGAGAGCUGAAGUUAAGCUCUUAGAUUGUAAAUUGGCGCAGUGUAGUGAUGGCACAGAUGGUGCAGAAGAAGUUUGUCAUGUGAUUCCCAGUGGAGAGGCAGCUGCUGCAGCCAAUCAUGAGUUCAGGCACAGGAAUGUGCACGCCCAAGGAGGUGAGGAUGCUGGUGCAAGUGGGAAUGCCCAGGUGAAGCUCUCUAUUGCUUAUUCAUCUGAGGAGAACAGAUUAGUUAUCACCAUCCAUGCCUGUAGGAACUUGCCAUCUUACUCUAAGGAUUCCCCAGACACUUACGUCACAUUCAUUCUUCAACCUGACAAGAACCGGAACACCAAAAAAAAGACCAGUGUUAAGAAGAAAAACAGUAAGCCUGAGUUCAAUGAGAGAUUUGAUUUUGACAUAUCACUUGUAGACGCUAAAAAGAGACACAUUGAACUGUCUGUCAAAAACAGUGUUUCCUUCAUGAGUCGUGAAAAAGAGAUUCUUGGAAAGCUGCAUAUAGACUUGAAUCAGCUGGAUCUCAAAACAGGAGUAACACAGUGGUAUGACUUGUUGGAUGAGACCAACUGAAUGGGCCUUCCCAUGUUGACUUUUGACCAAUGCAUGUUUACUUACCCUUGGAAAGGACCAGAAUGUCCUGAGUUUGAUGGUGUCAGAACCACAAAUGCAACAUGGAAUUACUGUGUAACACGCUUUGACCCAAACUAGCCUGCUUGAGUUGCAUCAUAAACAAUUGUAGCACAUGAAGCCUAAGAGGGCAUUGCCUUGAGCCAACAUAAGAAAUUUUUUUUUGUUUUGGAAAAUUUAGUUCACCCAAAAAUGAAAAUUCUGUCAUAAUUUACUCACCCUCAUGUUGUACCCAGAUGAGUUUCUAUCUUCUAUGGAACACAAAUGGUGGUGUUAGGCAGAAUGUUAGCAUCAGUCACCAUUUAUUUUAUGGAAAAAAGGAUGCAAUGAAAUUGAAUGGUGAACAUUUUGCCUAACAUCUACUUUAGUGUUUCACAGAAGAAAGUUACACGGUUUAGAGCAGCAUGAGGGUGAUUAUAUAAUGACAGAAUUUUCAUUUUUGGGUGAACAAUCCAUAGAUUUUUAUUUUCUUUUUAUAGAAGUUUCUACAGUGUCAGUUUGUUACAAAUGUGACUUUUUUGUCAUUGAGAAUGUUUUUGAGUGGGAUGUUGAAGCUUCUCUUCAGCAGAGAAAUUUCAGUGUUUAUUAAUAUUCAUUGUAUGACAUUCCAUAAUUUCAACAAGAAACGUUUCUGGAACUGUUCGGUUCCCAAUCCAAUGCAAAUCCACAUGUAUUUCAAAAUGCAAAAAAUAUUUUUUUAGUAUUUUGUACAUUUUGUUUAGAAGGAGAAGGUAUGUAAUGAAAGCCAGAUGAAAGGAACCAUUUUCACUGUUUCCUUUUUGGAAUCGAAAAAAUAACAAGGGGCUUGUUUAGUUCUUAUUGAAACACUUGACUUCUUUUUUAUCUUUGUAUGUUCUCACAUUUCCAAUGUAAAUUACUGCAAGAGGACAACUGCCUUUAUACAUAUCAAAAAAUGUUCAAUCACUGUGUAAUGUUUUUCCCUUCCCAAAUUUUAAAAAAGUAUUUUGUAUAGUAAAUGUUUAAACCAAAAGACAGUAAAAGGCACUUACUGGCUUUCACACUAGCACUUUUGGUGCGCACCCCGGUUCGAAUGACGUCAGAGUUCGGUUCGUUUGGAUGAUGUGAACGCUGUCUUCCGAACUCGGGUGCGCACCCGCGAACCGUACUCGGGUCCGCUUAAAAAGGUGGUCUGGGGUACGGUUCAUGUGAACUCCAGUACGGUUCGCUGCUGAUAUGAACGCAAUCGAACCAAACCGCGGAAGUGAACCGCUAUUGAUGACGUAUAAUUUGGUCAUCAGUCUCACACACUUUCAAAAUGAGCGGAAAGGGUUUACUUUGCGUGCGUGCGUGCGUGUGUAUACACUUACCUUGACGAAAAGCGGGAUUGACGCACACGCACUGCAAGCAGAGAGAUGAUUUCUGCUUGCCUUCGCAAAAAUUGUCUUCGGCGGACAGCCCGCUGUCUUUUGAACGCAGUAUUUUUGCGGCAGACAGACGCAAGUGUGUUUCUGUAUCUUGAUGUUGAAAACAAAACCAAAGGUUAAAAAAAGGAAGAACAAAUGUGAACCGAGCAAGUCUAUUCAUUGAAUUUUGACGCCUUUUAAUUUCGCGGUUAUCAAGCAACACGAUUACGCACCAGCUGCAGCUUGAUGACGCAAGCGUACCGCGGUUCGUAUACAAAUAUAUAAUGUGAACACAGUCCAUCGGGGGCAGGGGGCAGGGGGGAGCAAUCCAACUCGGGUUCGGAACAGGCAAUCGAACCAAGUGUGAAAGUCCAGUGUUAUCUGCUGAAAAAUGUUACAAAAAGUGCUUGAGUUGAGUUAGUUUUUUGCAGCGAAGAAUUCUGUUUUUUUUUUUACUAUCCAAGAAAAACCAGGAAGGAACAGAAGGGAUAUGCAUACAAAGAAAUGUAGUGCAUCUGCACCCUGUGACUCAGAGUCUGUAUUGCAUUUUUAAUAAAUGCC